AUGCUAUCAAAACCUUGCCACAUUAUAUACUGUAAUUUAUCAUUAAAUAAUAAUAUAUGUACGCCUCCUUAUAUCUCCCCAAAGCACCAAAUCCGUUCAGAAAUCGCAGGUAGAUUUGCGCCGAGGGAGUGCUUCAACAUCGCAUCUAUGGCCUCCGCCGCGUUCUCCAUCAGGAGGUACGCGGAGAGCAUGAGGGUCGAGGGAGCGGCGGAGGGUCGUCCUCCCUUGUACAUCGAGGAUCUGCCGCCUAUCAAGGCGCCGAGGUUCUCGUGGUGGGCGGACGAGCUCGCCUCCGCCGUGGCUGCUGCUGCUGCGGCUAAGCCGCCGAAAAAGCGGUCCAUCUCUGACCUCUUUGACCCAGCGCCAGCGUUGGACGUGCCUCCCGGCGGUGAUAGCGGAUGCAAGGAGCAAACGCAGGUGGACGGCGACGAGGCGCUGUGCACCAUCGUGAGGCAGGCAAAGGAGGAGAAGUGGAAGCGGAGACGGCUGGGGGAGGAGGCGGCCGCGACUGCAACGCCGGAGAACACCGGAGGGCGAGAGCCUGAGGGGAAUUUCGCGGCUACAAAGGACACACUUGAAAGUCCAAACUUGCCUGAUGGACUGGAUACUCAUCGAUCACAGAAACCUGAGACUUCACAGCAUCACAGAAAAGAGACAGAAAAUAUAUCUGAGGAGAUCAAUGAUGCGAAGAAGGCUGACACACAAAAGUGCAUUGAUAAUAAUAAAAAGUGCAUUCUAACGUACACAAGGCGCAAACAUGGCAAUUCGAAGGAGAAGGAGGUACUAGAACUCUGUCGCAAAUCACUGAACCAUGUCAACUUCUCGGAAGCAGAUGGUGUACUUGGCAGUAAGAUGCAUAGUUGUGAGCUACCUCAACAGCAAAGUCUGUGCAAACUGUUGUCGGAUGCUACUUCUUCAUCCACAUCUAUGGGAGAAGAAAAAUGUGUAGCUAUAGAAAGUAGUACUUCACAUAUGCCCAAGGAAGCAUUCACCAAAACUAAUGAAGCAAAUAAGCGAGACGAUCAUGAUGACUCUGCUGAGCUUAGUAACAAAGAGAUGUCUGCUCCAUUGAUUGAUCUGAAUAUGGCACCACCGGAAUGUACUUAUUUGGACUGCACCUAUGAUUCGAAUUUGGAGGUGCCCAAUCUUGAAAAUACACAUGGUGAAACUUUUAAUUCAGAGGCUGAAUUGCUUGAUCGCAGAGAAAACUGGAUGAAUUUGUCUUCCAAUUCACAGAAACCGGAAAACCAGCCACGUGCUGUUGACAUGGAAAGAGUAAGGAGUUCAAGAUCGGCAGACACAUUUUUGCAUGGAGAGGCAAACAAAGCUUAUGACGCGGAUGUUGUUGGUCCACCACUGAGCUUAAGAGAACUCGGUGAGACUAGUCCUUCUACGAGACAGACAGUUUGUUUGAUGGGCAAAGAUCUCGAAGUUUGCAUGACCAGAGGUGAACCGUUUACUGAGACUGCACAGAAACAUAAAGUAAAUUCUACCGGUACAAUUCAAGCUUCAACAUAUCAUUCAAGCACAAGCCAGGCACAGUUUGAAUACAUGACUCCACAUGAUUCCAGUAGCCUGUUUCCUACAGCACAUGUAUCUUCUGGAGAUCAACUAUCAUAUGAAAACAGGUAUGGUGAUUUUCCAAACUUGCAGACCAAUCAGCCUUUUCUAUUGGGGUGUCCACCUCCUCCCAGUUAUGGUGCAGCAUUCUAUCAGCUGAAUUCGCCGCCUUCUCGCGGUUAUUUCUCUGAUCCUAUCCCUGGGGCAGAACCACUGGCAGCACCAUUCUUGCCUAUAACCGGACAGCAUGGGGCACCAUCUUCAGUUUGCCAUGCCAAUUUGCCUCGGCAACAUAUUGUAGAUUCAACAAGCUCGUCUGUUUGCGUUCUUAACUCCGUGAGUUAUACACUCAGCCAUCCAGGCCAUGUAAUUCAAGAAGUUCCCAACAAUUCAUCGAGUGGUCGGGGUGUGCAGGAGAGAUCAGGACUGGUGAAGCUCACUCCCGGGGCGAAGCAUAUACUGGUGCCAAGCGAUAGCACGCAGGGCAACUCUGUGCCGGUGCACUCCUGUUUACCCUUUGGAAGUAGGAGCGGAAAUGCUGCAGGCUCUGGAAAUAAAGGAGCCUGA
Molecule: messenger RNA, 2127 nt
Organism: Triticum turgidum subsp. durum (durum wheat)
Lineage: Eukaryota; Viridiplantae; Streptophyta; Magnoliopsida; Poales; Poaceae
Source: the annotation of a GenBank genome assembly